Molecule: messenger RNA, 1689 nt
Organism: Talaromyces marneffei
Lineage: Eukaryota; Fungi; Ascomycota; Eurotiomycetes; Eurotiales; Trichocomaceae
Exons: 12
Coding region: 1-1689 (562 amino acids)
Biological process (GO): transmembrane transport
Cellular component (GO): membrane
Molecular function (GO): transmembrane transporter activity
Source: RefSeq, a predicted model, not a curated record
AUGUCUACUGAGGAUACCAAGGAAGCUACCGAACGAAGAGAACCGAAGAAACCAAAAUUCAUCAGCUACCUAUGGGACACGUUCGACAAACCGCCAGCAGAAAGGCGACUGCUGACGAAGCUCGACACAGCACUUAUUUCCUUUGGUGCAGUUGGGUACUUCGUCAAAAGCAUCGACCAAUAUAAUAUCAACAAUGCCUUCGUUUCCGGAAUGCAAGAGGAUUUGAAAUUAUACCAAAACCAAUUGAACUAUAUACAGACCGCUUGGGCUUUGGGUUAUAUGUUGGGGCAGAUUCCAAGCAAUAUUAUUCUCAGUCGGACACGGCCAAGAUACUGGAUACCGAGCCUUGAGGUUUGUUGGGCCGUGCUUACUCUUUCGUUAUCAAGAUGCAAUCAAGCAUACCAAUUUUACAUAAUCCGGCUACUCAUCGGCCUCUGUGAAAGCGGGUACUACCCAGGGAUUCAACACUCUCUCGGUUCAUGGUAUCGAAGCGACGAACUGGGAAAAAGAGCUUGUAUAUUUCAGAUUUGCAGUGCCAUGGGCCAGAUGGCUUCGGGAUACAUAAUGGGCGGAGUAUACCAUAUAGGCGGUGUCGGGGGCUAUAGAGGGUGGCAAUGGGCUUUUAUCAUUAAUGGCUCUAUUUCAUUACCGAUGGCUGUUAUGGGAUACUUUAUACUGCCGGAUGUGCCUGAGAUUACACAGUCAUGGUAUCUGAGCGAAGAGGAAAUCAAACUCGCACAGUUGCGAAUGAUCAUGGAGGGCCGCAAGCCCCGGUCCAAGUACACGAAGGAGAAAUUGAAGAGAAUUUUCACUUCGUGGCACAUAUAUCUCAUGUCUCUUCUAUACGUAGCUUUCAACAACGGAAUUGCAAACACGCAACCGAUUUUUCAACAAUAUCUACGCCAUUCGACUGAUCCUCGGUACUCAAUCCCACAAAUCAACAAUUACCCAACGACCACGUCGGGAGUACAGAUACUGAUGACUAUAAUAUAUGCUUGGCUAUCCGAUACGGUCCUGCGAGGCAGACGUUGGCCACCUCUUGUAUUUGGUGGAGUUGUAAAUAUCAUCUGCUAUGUGUCACUGGCCAUUUGGGAUAUCCCCGCCUGGUGGAAGUGGACAUGUCUCAUUUCAGCAGGUGCAUCAUUUGGCUUGAGUGGGCUUUGCAUGGCCUGGGCCAACGAAGUCUGCGGCAACGACAGCGAAGAACGCGCCAUCACCAUCGCAGCCAUGAACGAAAUCGCAUACAUCCUACAAAUAUGGCUCCCACUACUAGUCUGGCAACAAGUCGAUGCACCACGAUACUUCAAGGGCUACGUCACAGUGUCCGCCAUGUCAGUCAUUUUUAUCACCAUGUGCUUCGUGGUUCGCAACUUGCACAACAAAGAAUCGUCCGCUGCCCGGAUAGCGCAAGAACAUACCACGCAGAGUUGCAUUCAAUUACAACAACAGCAUGAGCGCAUGGUGGAGGGAGAAAAGAAUGGUUCGGGUAGUAAUAUUCAGUUGUCGCGAUUCAAGAGUGUUGAGACUUCGUCUUCGGGACAGUAUGAUAGCGAGGCGAUUUCUCCUUCAAAUGACAUUUCGCCUUACGAUGAGGAGAAGGGGCUUGUUUCUAGAAGAUUGUACGUACAAUCUCCAAAUGAGUCUGGUGACAUCAAGGGAAUUGAAGCUCAGCCGUCACGAUUGCUCUGA